Neospora caninum is the source of this 2838-nucleotide messenger RNA. Its product is annotated as YALI0D21604p, related. Gene Ontology annotation, molecular function: phosphatidylserine decarboxylase activity. The transcript has 11 exons. The record is from RefSeq and is a predicted model, not a curated record. NCBI's taxonomy places the organism in Eukaryota, Apicomplexa, Conoidasida, Eucoccidiorida, Sarcocystidae. The coding region runs from base 1 to 2838 and encodes 945 amino acids. Gene Ontology annotation, cellular component: mitochondrion. Gene Ontology annotation, biological process: phosphatidylethanolamine biosynthetic process.
AUGGAAGGCCGGACACAAGUUCUUAAUUUGCGCCUGCGGUGGGUUCUGCUUCUCUCGAUUUUCCUGCGGUGGCAGCAAGAGAUCUCUUUCGUACGCGCUGGAGAUCCUCGAUGGGAGAAUACUGAAUCGGCUCGUCUCGUUUUCGUCAGCAACUGUCGGGAAGACUCUGUGAAACCAUGUGGGACAGUAGAAGCCGAGCUGAAAUUUCCGAAGGAGCUGGGGACGGUACUGACCGUUGGGACCCUGACUCAACGUUUUGAGCACCUUUUGAGUGUCGGACCCAACGUUACGAAUAAACCCAAGCCCAAGGGAGUCGCCGUCACGACAUGGCCAGUCCCGCCUUCACUUUUCAACCCUACUCGGUGGCUGAGCUUACGGAGGCUCUUGAAGUUGCCGUCUCCUUUCCCUGCAACUCAGACUCUAGACACGCUUCGCGGGAAAACCCUUCUCGUUCACCCGUUGGUGCACACGCUUGACGAUUACGUGACGCAUUCUCAAAUUGCAGUUGACACAUCUUUUCUGAACUUGCUGCCGAAGACGGGUUAUCCUCCGAUUCCCACGUUGUGGAUGUUUCCGUCGAGUUUCACUCCCACCACGCCGGCGCACUCCACUUCAGAGGGCGGGGAAUCUCUGAAAACUGCACGUGACGCAGAUGCUUCCUCUUCUGUCCCGUCUCUCACCGUUCUGACUCUUUUGGGAACGUCACCUUUCGUCACUUUACAGUCCAUUCUGACGUCAUACGCCUCUCAACUCAAAGUGACGACCCAGCAAUUGCCGAACAACCCUCAGGGCCCCGGAGAAGGGGAAGGAGAGAUUCGAAUUCAUACACCCACGGCGGACAAAUUAGCGCGUCUGUUUCCCUCUCUCAUGUAUUUUCCUCUCAAAUUUCUGAAUUUGGAGAACCCGGCAGCCUUUCAGAUUGAUAUAGUUCAACUGCACGCCUUUCCUACAUCUCUUUCGUCGUAUCUCUGUACAAGUGUGGAGAAGCAUCUUUUUACAGAGGCAGGGCUGAUUGAUCUGGAAAUCGCUGCCUCUCGUCAAUUUCUUGUACAAGACGGAGAGGUUUUUCAGCCCCUUCAGGCCGCCUUCGCAGCUCGACGACCUUGGGAUACAAAUGAAGAGCAAGACCCCACCGUUGUUUUAUUGCAGUGGUGGAUCAGCGAGGAUGGAAAGGAAAUCUGGACUGAGUCUCCACUUUCGUGGUCAUUCCCUGAUGUGGACAACAGUACGGUGCAAGAGAUGGCAGAUAUGGAAGAGGCAUUCAGCAUGGCCGAUGUGGUAGCGAAGCAUUCGGGGGCACAAUUCAACUCCUUACAAAGUUUUUUCAUGCGCCCCAUAAAUGUAGAGGCCUUUCGCACAUGGAAUCCCAGAGCCUUUGUGGCAUCGCCGGCGGACGCAGUCGUGCAGAAUAUCAUCACAGUUAAACCCAAACCAGACGGAUAUAUCCGUGACGCAGUCGUCCCUCAGGUGAAGUCAACGACAUUUGACUUGAUGCGGUUUUUGUUUGGAGGCAGUGCGGGAAACAACGCGGGAAUCAAACUGAACUCGACUGACAAUCGCCUCAUUCUCUCCAUUCACUACCUCUCUCCUCAAGACUAUCACCGCUUUCACUCACCCGCCGAUUGGACUAUCAGUGAAUCUAUUUACCUUCCGGGCUGCACGCCUUCGGUCAACCGUGCAACACUUUCAAGUAGAGACGGCGUUCUUCACCACUACGAGCGCACCAACCUGAUUGGCCACUGGGAUCCACUCGCGAGAGGCGAGAAGCUCUUUUUUUCAGUUGCACUCGUUGCGGCACGCUUUGUUGGGGGCCUGUCUCUUUUUUGGGAGGAGCAGCCAUUGAAGCCGAGAGGACCAAAAUGUCCAUGCAGCAAGGCAGACGUGUAUGGAAGUGAGAGCAAGGCACAUGACCUUCCUGUGUGCAUGGGACAAGAACUCGGGUCCUUCCGGCUCGGAUCUACCGUUGUCCUGGCUUACGAGGCUCCCAUGGAUUUUGAUCCGACUCUCCUAGGCGAAUGUGCACGUGCGUCGGUCCUUCAACCCGCUGUGGUUUCUCGUUCCGGUUUGCGCCGUCCUCUUUUGCCUCGAUGUGCGGCUUUCGCCACCAACUACGAGUCCCCGCUUCACUAUCUGGACGCUAUAAAAGAGAAUCUUCAGUUUGGCGAGCAGUUGAGGCACAACUUCUUGCUGCCUCCGAAGUGGCGGAAAGCAGGGCGGGCGCGCGCCGAGAAGAUUCGAGCGAUUGAAAGAGGCUUGAUCGGCCGAUUCGCUCUUUCCAAAUACCUAUUCUUGUUCGGGGAACAGAUCCUGGGUCCGAAGGCACAUUUGCUCCUUGCGCAGCCGUUUACGCUGAGCCAGGCAGGCGGGGAAGACAAACUAGGUCGUUUUCUGCCGAAGUGCUACCGAGAUAGCAACUCCAUCAACGUCGAACUAACUGGACGACUGAGCACCGUGUCCCUCAUUCUCCCUGUGAACGGAAAUGAGAAGUUGCUCUUCAAACACCCGUUCUACGGCUGCGUGGGCGAUGCAGCCUUGGGCAAAGUGUCUCGCGGUAUCGACGCAAUUUGGAGGCUGCACGGAAGCCACCUCCAGGUCGAGUUAACGCUGACGGUCGGGACUGUCAUUGGCUCGGAGCCGAGAAAGAUUUCUGUGGCAGAGAACAAAUUGGUCAUGGAAGCGGACUGCAACAAAAAUUGGUUAAAUCAUGCGCCGGGAACCACGGUAACUGCUUGCAUGCUGCAGUCCAUGAAACGCGAGGUGGAUUCAAACCCGAAACUUACGUCGCUGAAGAACCGGGACCUGUGGCAGGCAUAUAAGGGCGUGCAGUCCGUUUCGUAG